Molecule: messenger RNA, 2757 nt
Organism: Chelonia mydas (Green sea turtle)
Lineage: Eukaryota; Metazoa; Chordata; Testudines; Cheloniidae
Gene: SOX1
Product: SRY-box transcription factor 1
Exons: 1
Coding region: 689-1786 (365 amino acids)
Biological process (GO): cell differentiation; regulation of DNA-templated transcription; anatomical structure morphogenesis
Molecular function (GO): DNA-binding transcription factor activity, RNA polymerase II-specific; RNA polymerase II cis-regulatory region sequence-specific DNA binding
Source: RefSeq, a predicted model, not a curated record
CAAACUCAUUUAAUCCCAGUUCGGUGCGCGGUGUAUGGCUGCUGGACUCCUCUCUCUGUGUGUCUCUCGCCAGCUCCUCCUCUCCUGAUUCCUCCAGGGCAAGAGGAGGGAAACCACAGAGAACAAAUUACUGUGCAACUUCUCUCUGGCUCUGGGGGCUUUUUUUUCUCCCCCUCCUCUCUAUUUUCUUCUCCUCGCUCCCUCUCCCUCUUUUUUACUUAUCGUUUAAUUACUUUUUUCGGUGGCUUUUCCUCUCUCUUCUCCUCUGUUCACCUGGGAGCAGCGGACGCAAAUCACACACAAGCUCUCUAGAAGUUAGCAAAGAACAACAACAACAAAAUAGCUCUGUUAAGAAUAAGGGGGAGAGAGGGAGAGAGAGGAGGGGUGUGCGUGUGUGCCGGAGAGAAAGAAGGACAUUUCUGAGUGCUCUGCACACUCCUCCUCCUUGCAAAGUGAAGCAGCAAGUUUGCCUUGCACCUGUUUGAGCAGCUUGAAUCCAGAUCGCCAGCAAGCCCUGAAAGUGGUUUUCAAAGGAGAAAGUUUUUUUGCCUAAGGUGUUGCCGGUUGUGCUCUUUUUUUUCUUUUCUUUUUUUUUUUUUUUUUUUGUCUUUUCUCGUCCCUUCCUUCUUGGCUCUCUAUGUUUGAUAUUUUUAUGCUUGGUGCCGGUGGAAAAUAAAAAGCUACUUGAAUGUACAGCAUGAUGAUGGAAACGGACUUGCACUCCCCCGGUGGAGCCCAGGGCCCCACUAACCUAACGGGCCAGACCGGAGCCGGAGGCGGCGGCGGCGGUGGGAACAAAGCGAACCAAGACCGGGUCAAGAGACCCAUGAACGCCUUCAUGGUGUGGUCCCGGGGCCAGCGCCGGAAGAUGGCCCAGGAGAACCCCAAAAUGCACAACUCGGAGAUCAGCAAACGCCUGGGGGCCGAGUGGAAAGUCAUGUCCGAGGCCGAGAAAAGACCCUUCAUCGACGAAGCGAAGCGGCUUCGGGCGCUGCACAUGAAGGAGCAUCCGGAUUAUAAAUACCGGCCCCGCAGGAAGACCAAGACCCUGCUCAAGAAGGACAAGUACUCGCUGGCCGGGGGGCUGCUCAGCGCCGGCUCGGCAGGGGGAGGCCCCGCCGGGGUCGGGGUGGGCAUGGGGGUCGGGGUGAGCCCCGCCGGGGUCGGCCAGCGGCUGGAGAGCCCCGGCGGCACGGCCAGCGGAGGGUACGCGCACAUGAACGGCUGGGCCAACGGCGCCUACCCGGGCUCGGUGGCGGCGGCGGCGGCGGCGGCCGCGAUGAUGCAGGAGGCGCAGCUCGCCUACGGGCAGCACCCGGGCAGCGGCGGGCACCCGCACCACCCGCACCCGCACCACCCGCACCCGCACAACCCGCAGCCCAUGCACCGCUACGACAUGAGCGCGCUGCAGUACAGCCCCAUCUCCAACUCGCAGGGCUACAUGAGCGCCUCGCCCUCGGGCUACGGGGCCAUCUCCUACGGCGCCCAGCCCCACCAGAACUCGGCCGCGGCGGCCGCGGCGGCCGCGGCCGCGGCGGCGGCUUCCUCCGGAGCUCUGGGCGCCUUGGGCUCGCUGGUCAAGUCGGAGCCCAGCGUGAGCCCGCCCGUCACCGCGCACUCACGGGCCCCGUGCCCCGGGGACCUGCGGGAGAUGAUCAGUAUGUACUUACCGGCCGGAGAAGGAGGGGACCCGGCCGCGGCGCAGAGCCGGCUGCACUCCCUGCCCCAGCAUUACCAGAGCGCCAGCACGGGGGUCAAUGGCACGGUCCCCUUGACACAUAUCUGAGCCGGGCGGGAAGGAGAGGGACAGAAACUUGCAUUGAACCCGGCUGAACGGUACCUCUGUCUGCCUGGCCGCCGCCACCUCUCCCCUUCCCAGCGCACACACCCCGCCGGCUCCCUUUUUGUACAGAAAAUGUUUGGAUGUUCUUGUAAUAAUAAUAAUAAAUAAUAAUAAUUAAUAAUUAAUAAUGAGGAAAAAAGGUAACGAUUGCUCUCAUUACCUUUUUUUUUUUUUUUAGGACUAGUUUCUAAAACUAGUUUUUGCGUUUUAGACUGAACUUCUGUGUUUUAUUGAGACUUUUUGUACAGUAUUUAUCAUUCACCCACGAGGCAUAGAGCGUUUUAUUUGCUAAAGAGAAAAAAAAUCACAAAAGGACAAAAAAAAAUAAGAAUAAUCACACAAAGAUCUAGGCGAUGCCAACUUUUAUACCGCAGAAGCGUUACCCGCUUCUUCCUUGGAUCGCUUCUUGUGCAGGCUUUUUAGUGCCUAAUUAAGACAAAGUUGAUGGGGAAGCAGUUCUCAUUUAUUACACGUACUAAGACAAAUCCAAAACCACACGUAAAAGUUUUUGUAGAUGUUAUUGCGGGGGAGGGGGGGUUAUUUGUUUGUUUAUUUAUAAAACUUUUUUUCCCGACUGCAACAUUAUUCUUGGUUUUGUAAAACUUUAUUGUACCUUUAUUUUUAUUUUUUGUUUGGUUUGGUUUUGUAUGAUUUCUUGUAAAUGCAUUGUGAAUUAAUUUUUAUUUUAGGCGUUACGAGGGAAUUGUGUAUAUAGUUUACUAAAAAGCCUUUCUGCUAAAGAAAAAUCCUAAGGAUGCGUUCGUUGAAUACUGAGUUAAAUAAAUUUCAAAGUGGAAAAAGUCACCUGUUUUUUUUUUUUCAAUAAACCCGAAAGGUAGUAAUUUUAUACGCAUGGUAUGCCUUAAAAUAUAACCGGUAAACCUAGAAAUUGGAAAGGAAUUUUAAAAAUAUGA